ACCAAACUCUCCGGUCAGCGGUCAAUAUUUUAGUUUAGAUCGCUGCUUAUCAAAGGAGUUUAUAGUAGGUGUACGCCGUAGAGAAGAACAGAAGAUGACGAUGAGGGCGGCGUUGCGACGGUUGAUCUUCGUUGCGGCUAUAUUUAUCACUUUAUCUAUAGCUCAUUCCAUUCAUGACAAAUGCGCAGCUUGCAAUGCCGUAGCUGAGGAACUGGAACUUGAAAUGAUGAAGGAAAAACCAAAAAAUCAUCUAGAUAUGAGGCAUCGUUUGGAUUCCACAGGUCAACGCAGAGGAAAGGUAAUAGAUUACAGAGUCAGUGAGCUGAGAGUUGUUGACCUCUUAGAUGGACUUUGUGAUAAAAUGCAAGACUAUACUCUUCAGAAGAUAGAUUCAAACAAAAAAACAUGGAUUAAAGUGGAUGAUUGGGAUGACAUGACUAGUAAUAAGCAAGAAUCACGUGCUCAUUCGAAAGAGAUAUCAUCUUAUUGUGGAAGGUUACUUGAGGAAACCGAAGAUGAGCUAGCGGAAUUGAUAAAGAAAGGAUCAGUCAAAGUAGGAGAAGUGAGCAAAGUUUUGUGUCAAGAUCUUAGCAAACAUUGCAAGAAAACAAGUGGUCAACAUGAGUCAACCCAUGAUGAUGAAGAUGAUGAAGCUAAUGAAGAACUUUGAUUGAAUAAACCCAAACAAGGAUGGGGGAUGGAAGCAUACUAAUACGGAUAUUAAUUGAGAUGAACUUUGUUUUAUUUUUGUAUCUUAAAAUUUUUGUUGGAAUUAAUGCUUAUCAUCAACAAAGAAACAUGUUGGACAAGUGAUCCUUAAUGUAUUCUUCAUUGCAUUGGA
Molecule: messenger RNA, 841 nt
Organism: Lactuca sativa (garden lettuce)
Lineage: Eukaryota; Viridiplantae; Streptophyta; Magnoliopsida; Asterales; Asteraceae
Product: TLR4 regulator/MIR-interacting MSAP protein
Source: RefSeq, a predicted model, not a curated record